AUCAGUUCGCUUCCACUGCUUCUGGUGGGGAAGGUCAUCUACUUUGCGACUACACAUGGUUGGACCUCGGACGUUCAUAGUGAGCCUCUUCUCUUCGUUUCGCGAGUCACAAGUUUUUCGAGUUUUACCGAUACUGUUCUAAUGUGAUUUUAACUGGACCUAUCGGUUUUUGUGUUGAUACUGAACCGGGAAUGAAGUGAGAGAAAGUUGAGUGAAAGAAUCGAGUGCAAUGUACAGAAUACUACCACUUCUACUAGUCUCCUUUGCACAUGGCAAUAAACAGAUGGUUUAUUACCCUGAUGAUGAUGGCAAUGUUAUUUACAACAACAAAGCAUAUCAUGUGCAAUCUCCCUUAGUUCCCUUUGGAAGUUUCGAAGGACCGAAUCGGUUCAAUCAAGGACAUGGUGCUUCGGUGACUAAACAUGUCCAAAUACCCCCAAGAGGUACUCCUGAGUAUGAAGCAUUUGUUACUGAAGCCAUUUCGUCAGGACUAAUGAAACUUACAGUAGCAAUCAACAAAGUGAUUACAAAUCAGUCAAGAAAUCAAUAUAAUAAUAUUGUGUUUGCACCAGUCAGUGUGGCAGCUUCUUUGGCCCUUGUUCUGCUGGGAGCUAAUGGAAAGACCUACCAAGAAAUUUCUACACUUUUGGGAUUUGCAACUGGAGUACCAGAUCUUGACAAGAAAUCCCAGAUUGUUCAUGAGCAAUUCGGCAAAAUGAUUUUGAAACUGGAAAGGACUUCAGGGUUUAUAAUGGAAUCGCAAGUCAACUUUGCAAUAGCUAUCUUCGUUCAGAACAACUUCCCUAUAAGAAAACUUUAUAAGAACACUGCAGAAAAUAUCUACCAAAGUGAGGUAUUAAAUCUUGAUUUUGAACAGAACCCAUUACAUGCUCAGAAAUCUAUAAAUGCAUGGGUUUCUGAUAGAACAAAAGGCAAAAUCAAGGAGGUGCUGGCAGAUGCGCCAUCUGCUGACACCAAAGUCAUAUUAGCCAGUGCUAUGUACUUCAAUGCUCAAUGGGAAUAUCCAUUCUAUGAAGGAGCAACAAAAAGACGCAGAUUCUACACUAAUGGCAAAAACCAACCUAGCGAUAUAUGGGUGGAUAUGAUGUCGAAUGGUGGAGACUUCCCCUAUUACAAAGAUAAAGUCCUUGACUGCGAAAUAAUUGGAUUUCCAUAUAAAGGAAAUCGUACAACAAUGUAUGUAGUGAAACCAAUGAAUUCAACUAAAGAAAAACUAAAAUCAUUGGAAGAUGUUCUAACCUUGGAACAUCUGCAAAGAUUGGUAUCAAAUGUACAAAUAACAUCAUCUGUGAUUUUAUUCCCAAAAAUGUUGAUAGACUCUACAUUAGAUUUGAAGGACCCAUUGAAACACUUGGGAAUUUCUUCACUCUUCAAUCCUGCUGAAGCUAACUUGGCUCUACUGUCUCCAGGUGCUACAGCGCCUAUUGGAAAUCUGACAGGAACAGUAAAUUUGGGGAAUUCAGUCAUUAAUCCUAUAUCACCUACUAUUCCCAAAAAUCAAUAUGAAGGGAAUGAUUCUGUAUUGAUUUUUAAUAGAUUUGGAGACACAGUCAACUGUACAGACCUAUUUGAUAAAACUAAUAAUAACGUGACAACAUGCGAACAAAUCGUCUCCAAUACAACUAAAAAAGUCAUUUAUAAAAAAAUUGGUGACAAAAUUGGAAGAAGAAUAGCAAGAAAAGCUAGGUCUUUUGCAUCAGAUGAUCUCGAUAGUCUACGAGAAAAUAUUAACAGACCUGAAAAUCCAACUAAUUUUGAAAAUCCAGGACUUUUCGCAGACAGGGUGAUUCAUAAAGUCUAUAUGCACAUAACUGAAACUGGAACUGAGGCGGCAGCUACAACAGUUUUUGGAUUAUCGAAAUUAGGCAGCAGAGUCAUUUUUAGGACGGAAGUUCCUUUCUUCUUCUUUAUAAUGCAUGAAGAAACUAAAGUUGUUAUGUUUUGGGGUUCAGUGAACCGCCCUACACCAUUUUACUCAAGUGAUUCAUCCCCAUAAGUGUACUGACUUAAUAUUUUUUAUUUAUUUGAACAAAAAGUAAUUAGGUUAUUGUUUUCCUCUUAAUUAAGUGCAAAAGCGUUGUGUAUUUUGGACAACAUUGAAGUCCCACUUUCAUAUUAAUUUUCUUUUCCAUCACCUUACCAAACAUGAAAAAUGUAAAUAAAUAUAUCACUCAUA
Molecule: messenger RNA, 2197 nt
Organism: Harmonia axyridis
Lineage: Eukaryota; Metazoa; Arthropoda; Insecta; Coleoptera; Coccinellidae
Product: serine protease inhibitor 28Dc
Exons: 4
Coding region: 230-2017 (595 amino acids)
Molecular function (GO): serine-type endopeptidase inhibitor activity
Source: RefSeq, a predicted model, not a curated record